Messenger RNA from Salvia miltiorrhiza (redroot sage), 429 nucleotides. RefSeq lists its product as uncharacterized. The transcript is spliced from 2 exons. Bases 1 to 429 code for a protein of 142 amino acids. Lineage: Eukaryota; Viridiplantae; Streptophyta; Magnoliopsida; Lamiales; Lamiaceae. The record is from RefSeq and is a predicted model, not a curated record.
AUGGCGGCUGCGGCACCGGUCCUCAAUCUAAUCAACAAGCGCCUCUGGGAGCUGCGGAAGAAGCUCAAGCGCAUCUCGCAUAUGGAUGAGUCUCACGCCCAGGGCAAAACUCUCAACAAGGAGCAGGAGGAAACCCUCCGGUCCAAACCCUACGUCGUCGCCGGCAUCGACGAGCUCGAGAAGAUCCGGCAGCCGCUCCUCAGCGCCGUUGAUCAGGAAAUCGAGCUCACUCCGAUGAGGGCCAACGAUAACAUGCUGACGAGGACGCACGAAAGGAAUUGCUGCUUGACGUCUGAUUACGUCAUAGACGACGAUGCUGCUGGAGAUCCUCUGAAAGAGUGGGAUUUGGAUGUGAUUGCGACGGUCGCCGGUUUAUUGAUCUCACGACCGGUGAACUUGUCCUUGUCGCACAAGCACUCUUUGGAAUGA